Molecule: messenger RNA, 2073 nt
Organism: Linepithema humile (Argentine ant)
Lineage: Eukaryota; Metazoa; Arthropoda; Insecta; Hymenoptera; Formicidae
Source: RefSeq, a predicted model, not a curated record
AUUUAUUACAGAAAAGAAUAUCUCAACAUUUACAACAAGAUGUAUUGUAUAUAUUCAUUCAAAUAUAAAAUUCUCUUUUCUGUCUCGGCACUCACCAUUAGGGCUAUUCUACAAUAAGCCGUAAAUCGUAUAGUCAUAAGAAAUUGACCAAUUACAGACAAAUCACAUAAGAAUUCAUCGACUGUGAUUGCUCAAUUUCUUAUGACUUUACGACUCACGGCUUAUUGUAGAAAGCCUAUUAGUCUUAAGAAAUGAUAAUCACAGUCGAUUAUUCUUCUGUGAUUUGUCUGUGAUUGAUCAAUUUUUUAAGAUUAAGACUAAGAUUAAGAUUAAUACCGAAGCAUAAAUUAGUCAUCAAACUGUGUGAUAAUGUAUAAAGAUAUGUUUGUUUUUAGCUAAGAUAGUACACUGCCCGUCAAUGAUUCGCUGGGUAGUGCAGUAGCCCUAACUUAUUAGUCUAAGCCUAGAUCUACAAUAAGUAUAGCCGUAAGAAAUUGAUCACUCACAAAACAUAAAAGAAUAAUCGACUAUGAUUGGUCAAUUUCUUACGCCUUAAAGCUUAUUACAUCUAUUGUAAAUUUAGGCCUAUGGCGAAUUCCCACUGAGCGCGUCACGCAUCUUGUUCUAUUUUAUUCCAUUCCAUUACCAUGCAAUAAAAUGAGAUGCUUUAAUUGGUUAAUUUGUGACGCUGACGGAUGACGCGACGCGUGACAUAUACGCUCAGAACAUAUUUGUCAGUAGGAAUUCGCCAUUAGGUCGAUAAGUUAGAGGUUAGAGCUACUGUACGACCCAGCGAAUCAUAGACGGGCAUUAUACGUGAAAAACAGAGACGAUGAUACCUUAUAGAUACUAUCUCUCUCGACAUCAAGAUUAUCAGGCAGAAACAAAGGCAACGUUCGUAUUAAACAGUAACCUAGCAAUAAACAAACUAACUUAGCAACGAUUAUUUUUUGUAUAAUCGGCUAUGAAACAUGUAGAAACGUGUACGUUCGCGCUUUAACCACAUUCAACCAUGCUAUAAAUAUUAUCCAAAGAGUUGUAUUGAAAAUAGAAAUUCUAAUAUGUACGCCUUAGUAAAAUUUCAUGAUGGUAUUUAUCACGUGUGCAAAUCAAAUCUUAUUACUUGUAAAGGCGUUACAAAAGCUACAUACAGUGAUAGACGUAAGUACCCAGCAAAUAUUAUAGCGAAAAAUGAUAACAAAGCUAUAUUACACGAAAUAAAACAGAAUAUAUUUGCAAAUAAACCACGUGUGUUUUGUAAAAAAAUUUAUUUCCAAAGUAGAAAGAGAAAUACAAAAUACAAAAAUUAUGAUUAUGAAAGGACUACGAAUACCUGCGUAUUCAAAGGAAACGACGAACUGGAAACAUCAGAUAUCCCAGUGAUCAUUGAAAAAAAUAGAAACAAUUGUUCAACUGAAACUGAAAGCAAGGAGAGUGGUAUUGAAAUGUUUGAUGUUCCAAUGCAUAACAAUAUAGAUAAACCAACCAUAACAGUCACUGAUGAAAGUAGAAGGUAUGACAGACCAGAAACAGCAGAAAUAGAAAUUAAGGAUUGUGAUUAUCUAGACACCAGUAAUGUUCCAACAUCUUCUAAUAUCAACGCAGUAAUCAUCGAAAAUGGAAAUAGUUGUCCAACUGAGAUUCAAAGCAAAGAUAGUAAUAUAGAAACGUUUGAUGUUCCAAUACAUAACAAUAUUAAUACAAUUUUGAAUAAAAAUGAGAACGUAUGUCACAGUGAAAUACAAAAUAUAGACUGUAAUAUUAAUGGAAUUUCAGAUGUGCUUUUACCUUGUGAUUUGGUUAGUAAAUCAAUUAGUAAAUCAGUAAGCAUCGAUAAAGACAUAAGCAAUGAAAGAACUGAUAAAUUCAAUGAAGUCUGGCAAGAUGUUGAAAUUUUAUUAUCUUGUGAACCUUUGUCAGAACCUGCAAGUAUACAGACAUGUAAUGCAGUUGAAAAUAAUCUGGAAAUUGACAAUAUUAACAUGGACGUCUCAUUAACAGAUUUACUUAACAUAUCUCCAUCUACAUUUAUUUUAGAUGAUUGUGUUAGAAGAAUAUCUUUUAAUACUACUG